CUUCGUUUCCACAUCCCACAAACACACGCACGCAGGCAAAAAUAUACUACUUAAAACCAUGGCCAAUAUGUUACAUUUGAGUUCAAAACGUGCUGCUUUCUUUGUUGGUACAAUCAUGUAUGCCUUGGCCUUUUCCUUCGUCACUGUUAGCGGACGACCGGCAACUUUUGUUCAAGAUUUUCGAGUCACGUGGUCCGACUCUCAUAUCAGGCAAAUUGAUGGAGGAACCGCCAUUCAGCUCACUCUUGACCGAAAUUCAGGAUGUGGGUUUGCUUCCAAGAACCAAUAUUUGUUUGGCAGUUUUAGUGUGAAGAUCAAGCUCAUUCCUGGUGACUCUGCAGGAACAGUUACUGCCUUCUAUAUGAACUCCGACACCAACUAUGUUCGUGACGAGCUUGAUUUCGAAUUCUUGGGGAAUCGCUCGGGACAACCCACCACUGUCCAAACUAAUGUCUACGUUAACGGGAAAGGUAGCAGGGAACAAAGGAUCAACCUGUGGUUUGAUCCCUCUAUAGGAUUUCACACUUAUACUGUACGUUGGACCCGGGAGAAUAUUAUCUACUAUGUGGACGACGUGCCCAUCAGGGUUUUCAAGAACAAUGAAGCGAUAGGAAUCCCAUACCCAAAGAGGCAACCCAUGGGUGUCUUUUCCACUCUUUGGGAUGCAGAUGACUGGGCAACCAGGGGUGGAUUAGAGAAAAUUGAUUGGAGCAAAGCCCCCUUCUACACAUACUACAAAGACUUCGACGUUGACGGUUGCGUUGUGCCAGGACCAGCUGCUUGUGCCUCCAACCCAAACAAUUGGUGGGAAGGACCUAACUACAGAGGACUAACCCCGCUUGAGGCUAGGAAAUAUCACUGGGUUCGCGCCAACCACAUGAUCUAUGAUUACUGCACCGACAGAUCCCGUUUUCCCGUUGCCCCACCCGAAUGCCUGGCAGGAAUCUAAAGUUGCAAUCCAAAGUCAAAAAAGAAAAAAGAAAAAAAACGCCCAUUCAUCUUUUACCUUAUCACACACUGGAUUCUCGAUUGAAAGUUAUAGCAGUAAAGUUGGAAUCAACGUGCGUACAUGCGCCUGCUGCCACAACUUGUGAUGGGAAAGCCAUGCAGAAGCAGAAGGGCAUUGGCUGGUGCAUGAAUAAUAAUUUGAUAUACUAUUUAUUUGAGUUUACAGGAGAUGAGAGCCAUUGAUAGUUGAAUUUGUGAGCAAAUGUCAAUAAUGUCAUCAUACCACAGUGUUUUGUUUGUGUCUUACUAAAUAAUUUUGUGUAUAGUGUGUUGUAAAUCAAUAAUGCCUUUUGUUCAUUGUGGAAAACGAGAAUAAAAAUGGGUUUGUGUUUUCAACAACCAA
This is a messenger RNA of Coffea eugenioides, 1351 nucleotides long. RefSeq names its product probable xyloglucan endotransglucosylase/hydrolase protein 6. The coding region runs from base 59 to 949 and encodes 296 amino acids. The record is from RefSeq and is a predicted model, not a curated record. The transcript is spliced from 4 exons. Lineage: Eukaryota; Viridiplantae; Streptophyta; Magnoliopsida; Gentianales; Rubiaceae. Gene Ontology annotation, molecular function: hydrolase activity, hydrolyzing O-glycosyl compounds; xyloglucan:xyloglucosyl transferase activity. Gene Ontology annotation, cellular component: apoplast; cell wall. Gene Ontology annotation, biological process: xyloglucan metabolic process; cell wall biogenesis.